Molecule: messenger RNA, 863 nt
Organism: Penicilliopsis zonata CBS 506.65
Lineage: Eukaryota; Fungi; Ascomycota; Eurotiomycetes; Eurotiales; Aspergillaceae
Exons: 4
Coding region: 74-763 (229 amino acids)
Molecular function (GO): oxidoreductase activity
Source: RefSeq, a predicted model, not a curated record
UCCGCCAUCCAUUACAGAGCGAGUCACCCUGGAAGCCUUCCGGAACGGCUACCGACACGUGGACUCGGCCAUCAUGUACCGAAACGAAAAGGGCUGCGGGCAGGCGAUUUACAAUUGCGCGCUCGACCGGUCACAGAUCUUCUUCACGACCAAGAUCCCACCGGAAGCGAUGGGAUACGAACGGACAAGAAGGGCGAUAGCGAAGAGCCUGAGAGAGGGAGGACAGGAAUACUUUGAUUUGAUUCUUAUUCACGCUCCCUAUGGCGGCAAAGAGGCGCGUCUGGGCUCGUGGCGCGCACUGGUCGAAGCACAGCAAGCCGGAAAAGUACGCUCGAUCGGCGUGUCGAACUACGGAAUCCACCAUCUCGAAGAGCUGCAAGCGUACAUCGAUGCCGGGGGUGGGGGCAAGAUCGACGUCGGGCAGUACGAGCUGCAUCCGUGGCUGGCGCGGCGGGAGAUCGUUGCCUGGCUGCGUGCCCAUCACGUCGUCGUCGAGGCGUACUCACCUCUGGCGCAUGGGACGCGGAUGAACGAGUCAGUGUUGAAGCAGCUCGGGGCGAAGUUUGACAAGUCUCCGGCGCAGAUUAUGAUCCGGUGGAGUUUGCAGAUGGGCUUUGUUCCGCUGCCAAAAUCGGUGACGCCCUCACGCAUCGGGGAGAACAAGGAAGUCUUUGAUUUUGAGCUGAGCGUGGAAGAUAUGCAGAGGCUGGAUACGGGGGAUUAUGCACCGACAGACUGGGAUCCCACUGUGGAUUAUGAUUAGUUGGUGGUCAUCGUUGUCUAUACUAGGUAAAACAGGACAGAUGUAGACUCACAGGUACUAGGUGUACCAAGUCACUUGGAAAUGCAUUUAAUGCUCCCCU